GGUAGCCAUUUUGAUCACCUCUUGAUGUGGCCCUACGAAACGACUCAAUUCUUAACUUUAUUUUUUUAUGAUCACUUUAUGUUUUAACAAUAAUCUGUAUGUUUAACCCCCCUACGUGCGUAGCAUUUUUACUUUUAAAAUUUACGUAUGUAGUAAAAUUACAUUACAUAUAUUUUUUGAGGGGGAAUAACACUGGGUCUUAAUCAUAAUGUACGUAGAUUAAGUACUCUUAACCAGAUUUACCAGAAAUGUACGAUUUACAAAGGCAGAGAAGGCUUAGUUAAGUUCGAACCCUAGUGUUAGUACUAGUAAUUACCAAAGAACUGAAGUUGGGAGUUGAAGCCAACUAACGUUAAUUUUUGGUUACUAGAUUUUGUCUUAUUGGUACCAUGCCUUUACCUAGUCGAGCUCGGAUAUAUUCUGAAGCAAAUUCACACCGAUCACAAGAUUACUGGGAUUAUGAAUCACAUGUUGUAGAGUGGGGAAACCAAGAUGACUACCAGCUUGUGAGAAAGUUGGGUAGGGGGAAGUAUAGUGAAGUUUUUGAAGCUGUCAACAUAACCAGUAAUGAAAAAUGUGUGGUAAAAAUUCUAAAGCCUGUUAAGAAAAAGAAAAUAAAGCGUGAAAUUAAAAUUCUAGAAAACCUGAGAGGAGGACCCAAUAUAAUCAAUUUACAAGCUGUUGUUAAAGACCCUGUAUUAAGAACACCUGCACUAAUAUUUGAACAUGUCAACAACACAGACUUUAAGCAAUUGUAUCAGACUUUAACAGAUUUUGAUAUCAGGUUUUACCUUUUCGAGCUGCUCAAGGCUCUGGAUUACAGUCAUAACAUGGGUAUCAUGCAUAGAGAUGUAAAGCCUCAUAAUGUUAUGAUAGAUCAUGAAAAUAGAAGGCUUCGGCUCAUAGACUGGGGAUUAGCAGAGUUCUAUCAUGCAGGUCAAGAGUACAACGUCCGAGUGGCAUCUAGAUAUUUUAAAGGUCCAGAACUGUUAGUUGAUUAUCAGAUGUAUGACUACUCACUGGACAUGUGGAGCUUAGGUUGUAUGCUAGCAAGCAUGAUCUUCAGAAAAGAACCUUUCUUUCAUGGCCAUGACAACUAUGACCAGUUAGUACGAAUAGCAAAAGUAUUAGGUACAGAAGAACUCUUUGAGUACUUAGACAAAUACCAAAUAGAAUUAGAUCCCAGGUUUAGCGAUAUUUUAGGAAGACAUUCAAGAAAACGAUGGGAAAGGUUUGUUCACAGUGAAAACCAACACUUGGUCAGUCCUGAAGCUUUGGAUUUUCUGGACAAACUCUUACGAUAUGAUCAUCAAGAAAGACUAACUGCCAGGGAAGCAAUGGAACAUCCAUAUUUUUAUCCGGUUGUAAAAGAACAACAAGUACGAUAUGAACACAUCACUGGACAUAGCAAUUCCCCCACACCAGUUUCAGUUUCAAGUGGGCUGACAUCAAGCACUGUCGCUGGUGUGCCAGCAUCGCCUAUCACUUCCCCUAAUCUCACGUGUCUCCCAAAUCCAGCUAUGGCCCAGUCUUAAGCCCUUAGUGUUACUAAUAACUGUCUUGUCAUGAGCCACCUUUGAGAAGAUUGUUUCAGACCUUAGAUACAAUAGAGGCAAGGUUGUACACACUAUUCUGGCUAACUUAAAUGAAGAUAAAAUGCAGUGAGGUCAAAACAGUUUUAUAAGGUCUGAACAAAUUUUAUUAUUAACCAGUUCAUAUAAGAAGCCUGAUGUUUAAAGAGAAAUGCUUGUGACUGUCUGUAGUAAUAUAGAGUAUCGAAGACAAUUUUGUAGCAUUAUACAAGCAAGAUGUAGCAUGAAAUAAUGUAUUAAACAUGUAUGGGUUCUUACCUAUUUUAAUAUUUAAAUGUUGCCAAAUCCAAUAGAGGGCACCAAUGUGUAGUUGAUGUUUUCAAAAACAUAAUCAGUUUUGAAAUGUAUCUGUGUGAACAACCGGUCAUUACAUGGUAUUAUAUAGGAUCAUCAUCCCCCAUUUAUAUAAAACAUUGUGGCUGCUAGGAUAGGAAAUAACCAUAUUUGUUUUAAUUCUUCAUGGAAGUAUAUGGAUCCUCUUACCUAUUUAAGAGAGACCAUGUUUUUACUGAUCUCUUAUCUUUUUACAUUUUCUACUUACUAAACAAAAAUAGAUAUGUAAUGUCAACCACUUUUAAUUUUUGCAUUUCAGCUUGUUACUAAUGGAAAUGAAGUUUAUUUACUUCCUUAUCCCUUAUAUUUAGGAAAGUAAAUUUAAGGUUUUGUCUGUUCUCUUCUUUUAUAUGGUCAUCAAUAACUUCACUCAAAGUAAACAGAAAUGUUACGUCCUGUCUAUGGAGGGAGAUAUCAUGCAUUUAGAAAUAGCAAAAUUACUGUUGUAUUAGCCAACUUUUUAUGUUUUGAAAAGUAAAAAAUCUUCAACAGUGUUUUAUUGAAAAACUUUGGUUAGGUUCUCCUUAUAAUUGUAACUUUGUUAAUAAAACAAGAUAGGGAAAAUAAAGUGUUGUCACUGCAUAAUUUUA
Messenger RNA from Limulus polyphemus (Atlantic horseshoe crab), 2515 nucleotides. Its product is annotated as casein kinase II subunit alpha. Lineage: Eukaryota; Metazoa; Arthropoda; Merostomata; Xiphosura; Limulidae. Gene Ontology annotation, molecular function: protein serine/threonine kinase activity; ATP binding. The record is from RefSeq and is a predicted model, not a curated record. Gene Ontology annotation, biological process: protein phosphorylation. The coding region runs from base 390 to 1535 and encodes 381 amino acids. The transcript is spliced from 13 exons. Gene Ontology annotation, cellular component: protein kinase CK2 complex; nucleus; cytosol.